GGGGGGCAGAUGUAAGGCAGCCUUGCCCCAAAGCCGGGCCAGGUUGGAGUUGUCGCCCCAGACCUCUGGAGGGCUACAGGUUGGGCAAGGCUGCCGUGGGGGUUGAUGAGAGAAGGCCCUUUGGGGGGCACCACGGAAGGGAGGCAGAAUCCGGCUCAGAGAAAAGAGCCGCAGCUUGGAGCUUUCAGUGUAUGCGGCGGCUGCACACGGUGUACCAGACAGUAGACUUGCCGGAGACUCACCAGAUGCUUCACCAGACGUGCCGGGACUUUGCUGAAAAGGAGCUGGCCCCCAUGGCUGCUCAGUUAGACAAGGAGCACCGCUUUCCUGCAGAACAGGUCAAGAAAAUGGGGAGUCUUGGACUUCUAGCAAUGGAUGUACCUGAGAAGUACGGAGGAGCCGGCCUUGAUUAUUUGGCAUAUUCCAUCGCCGUGGAGGAGAUCAGCCGGGGCUGUGCAUCCACCGGCGUGAUCAUGAGCGUCAAUAACUCUCUCUAUUUAGGACCAAUUUUGAAGUUUGGGUCUGAAGAGCAGAAGCAGAAGUGGAUUGCACCCUUCACCACUGGGGAGAAGAUAGGGUGCUUUGCCCUUAGCGAACCAGGGAACGGCAGCGAUGCUGGAGCGGCUUCGACGGUCGCCCGGCUCGUUGGCGAUGAGUGGGUCUUGAACGGCACCAAAGCGUGGAUCACCAAUGCCUGGGAUGCCUCUGCGACUGUGGUGUUUGCCACCACCAACAAGUCCCUGAAACACAAGGGCAUUAGCGCCUUCCUUGUUCCCAUGCCAACCCCUGGCCUGUCUCUGGGGAAGAAAGAAGACAAGUUGGGGAUCAGAGCAUCCUCGACUGCUAACCUGAUCUUUGAGGACUGCCGCGUUCCCAAGGCCAGCCUCCUCGGGGACCAGGGCAUGGGCUUCAAAAUUGCCAUGCAAACCCUGGACUCUGGCCGGAUUGGAAUUGCCUCCCAGGCAUUAGGAAUCGCCCAGGCAGCUUUAGAUUGUGCUGUGGACUACGCGGAGAAGAGGCUGGCUUUUGGCUCCCCCAUCACUAAGCUGCAGGCCAUUCAGUUUAAGCUGGCCGACAUGGUGCUAGCCCUGGAGAGUGCCCGUCUACUGACAUGGAGAGCUGCCAUGUUGAAGGACAACGGGAAGCCCUACACCAAGGAAGCUGCAAUGGCCAAGCUGUCCGCAUCAGAGGCUGCAACUUCCAUUUCCCAUCAGGCUAUCCAGAUCCUGGGCGGCAUGGGCUACGUGACAGAGAUGCCAGCAGAACGCCACUAUCGCGAUGCUCGGAUUACAGAGAUCUACGAGGGAACCAGUGAGAUACAAAGGCUGGUCAUUGCAGGGCAGCUGCUGAAAGCUUAUCGAGGUUGAAGGGGGGAGUUGUAUUCCCAUGCCUCCUACCUGCAUUUCUUGCAAAUACAUGUGUGAAUAGAGAUGAGAGACCCCCAGAGGAUGAGACAAGCCCCACUGACCAGUUUGGAUUGAGACCUGUAGGAGACAGUUGCUGUCAUGCCACCCUCCCUGCCCUGUGCCUUUAAGCUGAGGGUGCCGACCUGCAGCAUCCAGUAGGAGUGUUCUCUGCUCACUGUUCAAGUCUCUUACAGAAGCUGCAGGUUUACCAGGAGGAGAGUCUUUUACAACAGGAACAAACUGCCCUCUGCUGUUCAAGUGCUUUACACAGAUACAUGCAAUGAAUACGUCACACUACCAACGGUUUGAUUUCCUCCCCCCUCUCCUUUGCCCUAUAGCCUCAGGAGGUCUUCAAUGAAUGGUUAAAACAAUUCUUGCAGCAGAAAGCAGAUGGCGCUCAGGAAAACAGCUCUAUUCUAUGUAGAACAGGGCAAAUGAGAAAUGUUCCCCAGCAUCCACUACUGUCAAGCAGGUGUAACGGCACACACCAGAAUAAUCAUCUGGAAGAGUAACAAGUAUUGCACUGGAACAUCCAAUCUAUGACUAUGCUGAUUUUAGUUAGUAGCUGCAUCUUGUAAACUCACAGCUGCUCAGACCCAGUUGGCUUCUGCUCUCCUAUCCUCUCAGAGAUGCAAAUGCCAUAGGGCAGAAAUUGAGAGGCCAGUGUUCCUUUUUCUCACACAGUAAGGAACCCUUUAGCAAUGUUCUGCUGGCCUCUCAAUGUGCAUCUAGUGAAGACCACUCCCUCCACUCCCUGUCCCUGAUUUCUGAAAUAAAUGUUCAGAAUAACAA
Molecule: messenger RNA, 2198 nt
Organism: Rhineura floridana
Lineage: Eukaryota; Metazoa; Chordata; Lepidosauria; Squamata; Rhineuridae
Gene: ACADS
Product: acyl-CoA dehydrogenase short chain
Exons: 10
Coding region: 192-1367 (391 amino acids)
Biological process (GO): fatty acid beta-oxidation using acyl-CoA dehydrogenase; butyrate catabolic process
Cellular component (GO): mitochondrion
Molecular function (GO): flavin adenine dinucleotide binding
Source: RefSeq, a predicted model, not a curated record